CAGGCACCUUUGCUUCCAGCACACAGUUUUAAUCUGUUGUAAACACCAAUCAGUCAGUCUUGGCACGGAUGUAGCCUGGGGCAGCCUCAGCUUUCAGAAAUGACCAAGUCUAUUUCUGUGGUACAGGAGGCUCCCUCAGCGGUACCUCAGUGCCCUGGGUGGUUUGGGUCUCCUCCCUCACCAGAGCUCUGAGUGCUCCUCUGCCCUUGUUGUUGGCCAAUCUCCUCCACUGCUGUCUUCUCCUUAUUGUUUUGGUUUUUUUUAGUAUUUGCAAAGACAUUUCUGCACCUACUGUCAGCAAGGAUCCUGCAUUACAUACACAGAUAAUACAUACAGAAGCUUUAAGGCUUCUGCAAGUGAUUUUGUUUUAAUUUCCUCAAUUUUCCUAUCCAUUUCUCUUUGUGGUUCUUUUCAUACAUCUGUCUACAUCACUUUGAAGAGUCAGCUUAUUUAUUUCAAAAGUGCGUGCCCUAACUGGUUUCCUUGAAUAAUUUCCUGGGUAAAUUAUGCAAUCUCACACUGAAUGUUGUAUUAACCAUGAAUAUGUGGGGUUGUAUCAUCAUUCUUAAUAUGAGGGUUGGUACUAUAGAGAAAAGAUUUUGCUGCAAGACAUUAGGAACAAAAAGAAAGGAAAUGUGAGUUUACUGAUCUGAUUAUAAGCCAACUGACAAUCAAACCUCUACAUGAAGGAUUUAGACAAUUAAGGACUCCUGCUUUAUUUUAAAUUAUAUUCUUCUUUCACAGAGGUAGCAAUAUACAUUUACUGUUACCAGUGAAUCUUCCCCUAACACAUGAUGCAGUAGCUGCUUUUCAGUUUCCUUGUGUUUCACAACAGAACAAAAGACAUUUUGUGCAGCAUCUGAUGGAAACUGAACUUUUGAAAUCAGUAAAUCAGUGACUCCUUGUGCCUUUAAAAACCAAAUUAUAGUUCAGAAAUUCUGGACUUCUACGCUGCUGUGCAUUUACUCCUACCUUUUGAAGGAAAAUGUAUUUUUUUACCCGCAUUUCUUAGGUUAAAAAAAAAAAAAGAAAAAGAAAAAAAGACGGCAAAAAAGAGUACUCGGCAUUUCUAUUGGUGUUCAGCUAAAGCUGCAGUUUCGCUUUGAACAGAAUUGAAACUUGAGCUCUGAGAUGGGUGACAGCAAAUUUUUAAUAUAAAAAAGUCAACCUUAUUCCAAAAGGAAAUGCUAAGUGUCAGUACAGCUAUUAAAAUUUCCACAGUUUGUAAGUUUAGGCUGCAAGGGAGAUCUCCAAAGACACUGAGCACCUGUCAAAGAUUACAGGGUUGUGUGACUGGACACUGUGAUUUAGAAAACCUACUUGCAACCAAAGCAAAUGGACAUUAAGUGUCUCAUGCUCCAGUGCCAUGUACCAAGAAAUGGCUGGGUGCUUGAAGAAAUCAACAUACGCAGUCAAACUUGUGCCGACUCAUUCUCUUCUUUCAUGAUUAAUUAAGCAUAUUAGCUUUGCUAUGAGGUGAAAAAUUAUAAAUGAGUGGAAGGUAACUUUCCUUUGUGGUCACAUAGAGUGUGAAAAAUCCAGAGUGGAAUAACUGGUGUAUGGUGUUUGUAGUGCAGGUUUUCAUCCUACUAGAAAUGUGUUGAAUGUCCUUGCAGCACAUAGUAGGAUUUUAGUGAAAUUUCUGCAUUAGUUACAGUAGCACUCAGUGAAAACCUCAGUGCAUCUUGCGUGAAAAGCAAAAUCCAGUUAUCAACAAAGAGCAGAGGAAUCAUACUUUGUUGUAGUAUUUUACUCUUCAGCCACAAGGGUGAGAAAUAUAGUCCUGAAUUAAUAUAGUUGGGAAUUAAUGAACCCUUUUCCUAGGCCCUGAUUAAAAUGGCAAUGAUGCUGUACAACUUUCUUGUUUUUCUGUUCGUGUCUAAAUGACUCGUACUCUAAACACAGGGAAUUUGCAAAUAUGACUGCAAAUUCUUUCCCUGUUCGUUCUUCAGGUUCCCAGCAUCUGAAAUGAGUUUCUCAGCUCCAUCAUGGUCAAAGAAAUUAUGAAUUGUUAUUUAAAAUGUAAAUAAAAAUGUGUAGGGAAAGAAGACAUGAAAAACCCCACAAACUCCACCUAAUAAAUAUCCUAAUCAUUGAACUAGUCUGUUCUGCUAAGCACAGAAUCUUCUAGGUAAGAAACUCUCAGACAGACACCAUGUUCUGUGUAAUGCUGGAUUGUCACCAGCUUAAGUCUAUCCUCGUAAUUUUUAACUCUGACCCUUCUACACUCUCCUAUGCAAUUUUCACCUUUCUGUAUGCUGUUUCCUAUGCCCUUACCACUAUCUUUUUUAUCAUGCUUUAUUUUGAUUCCCUUCCCCAAAGUCCCAUUCUCUUGACAUUUCUUCCAUAAAGUAUGCAGCUUAGAACUGUCCCAGUUCUUGAAGCUAUUUGCAUCAGGAAUGAAUGCCAAAAAAAUAAUAAUAGUUAUAAAAAUUACUAAACUUCUAGAUCUAAACUAUUUUUAACAUCAAUUAACAAUGUCUGUAUCUCUAUUCUUGCAAUUUAUACUAAAAAAGGGGGAUGGGUGAAACGAGGAACUUGAUCUCCUGCAAAUGUUAAUUGUCUGAAGUGACUGGUUACCCUUAUGUAGCGCAUUUGUCUCCCAGCUGAUUGAUUUUAAACUUCCAAACUGCCAAAUACUUCACAACUGUCCCCCUUCAGAGUUCCCUGUGGCUUGGAUGUUUAUCUUCUCUGAGUAGGUCUUAUAGUUCUUUAUGGUGUGACACUGUAGCAAGGCAAAACACAGUUUGAAAUGAAAACUGUUCAAAAGUAACGAAGAAGACAGUAAAUUGCAGCAUGUAAAUUGCAGCAUGUAAAUUGCAGAAUAAAAGCACGUGGAUGUAUGAGUAAUGUGAAAAUUUGUUUAAAAGGGGGAAAUAAGAGUACUCCAUUAUUUCUUAGGGGUGGAGCAGAAAAUGAGGUACUGUUGUUUUAAGUACAAAUAUUUGAGGAAGUGGGUUGCAACAGUUGUUUCACAUUCAAUUAUUUCUCAAGUUGCAGUCGAGGUGAAGAGUAGUAAUAGAGCAGUGAUUACUGCUGUUGUCUUGAGUAAGUUAUGUCAUAUUAUACUCUCCUCUGGACUUCAUCUGAACCAGUGGGGACCACUUUUAUGCUGUUUUCUUCUGCUCUGAUUUACAGGCUCUUCAAACAAAAAAUCUGACAGAUCUGGAAACACACAGAAAAUGAAAGACUCCUGGAGUCUGAUGUGCAGUGACUGUCAGUAUUUCCCUCAGUGACUGCAGGUUCUCUGUCCAUGGCUGGUGACGACUGGCACUUCAUGCUCUGCUGUGUUGUGCAUCAACAGAUUUAGGUACCUUGUGCAAAGAUGUCAAAUGCAUUGCUAUUUGUCUUGCUCUUCCUGUUUCCAAUGCUGCUCUCUGGAGCUUGGUUUCCCAAAACUUUGCCCUGUGAUGUUAAAUCCUCAGAAGGUACUGUGACAGUGGACUGCACCUACCGGCGCCUCACAGAAGUCCCCAGAGGGAUCCCUGAAAACGCUACCAACCUCACUCUGAGUAUUAACCAUAUUCCCCAUAUCUAUCCAACAUCCUUUGCUCAACUUAAAAACCUCAUGGAGAUUGACUUCAGAUGCAACUGUGUGCCUGUCAGACUGGGGCCCAAAGACCUUGUCUGCAACAGAAGACUGGAGAUUGAGAAUGGCAGUUUUGCUGCCCUGACAAGACUGAAGUCACUGUACUUGGAUGCAAACCAGCUGUUGGAAAUACCCCGAGGUCUUCCUACUACUUUAACCCUGCUGAGCCUGGAAGCAAAUACUAUCUUUUCUAUCCAAAAAGCCAACUUGUCAGAGCUAGGAAACAUAGAGGUAUUGUAUCUGGGGCAGAACUGUUACUACCGCAAUCCAUGCAAUGUUUCAUAUGAAAUUGAGGAAACAGCCUUUCUGGAGCUGAAAAAAUUAACAGUACUAUCCCUGAAGUCCAACAACUUAACACAUAUUCCACCCAAUUUGUCAUCUACUUUGAAGGAACUGUAUAUUUAUAAUAACAGGAUUCAAGUGAUUCAAGAACAGGAUUUAAGUGCCCUUCCCAACCUAGAAAUUCUCGAUCUAAGUGGCAACUGCCCACGUUGCUAUAAUGCCCCAUAUCCUUGUAUUCCUUGCACCAAUGACUCGAUUCAGAUACAUUCAAAGGCUUUUGAUUCCUUGAAAAAUUUAAGAAUUUUGCGACUUCACAGUAACUCUCUUCAGAGCAUACCCAGCAGUUGGUUUAAAAACAUCAAGAACCUGAAAGAACUUGACCUCUCCCAAAAUUUCCUCAUGAAGGAGAUUGGAGAUGCUCAGUUUUUGAAGUUUGUCCCCAGCCUGGUGGAGCUUGAUCUGUCCUUUAAUUUUGAACUCAAGUUGUAUUCUCCCUUCUUGAAACUGUCUCAGACAUUUUCUUCCCUCUCUAACCUGGAAACCUUGAGGAUCAAGGGUUAUGUCUUUAAAGAACUGAGAGAGAAGGAUCUACGCCCACUGCUCGGUCUUAGGAAUCUCACCGUCUUGGAUCUUGGGACUAAUUUUAUUAAAGUUGCAAACCUGACAGUGUUUGAAGAAUUCCCAGCUCUUAAGUUCAUAGACCUCUCAGUGAAUAAAAUUUCUCCUUCUUCAGGGGAAAGCAACUCUUAUGGAUUCUGCUCUAAUCUUAGGUUUUCAGUAGAGCAGUACAUCAGGCAAGCAUUACCAGACAUGCAUUAUUUCAGGUAUGAUGUGUAUGAGCGAAGUUGCCGUUCCAAAGAUAAAGAGGCUGCUUCCUACCAAUCUUCAGUUAAGGAAGAUUGCCUGCAAUAUGGAAAAACUCUGGAUUUGAGCAGAAAUAAUGUAUUUUUUAUUAACCCCUCAGACUUCCAGGGACUUAGCUCCUUUACAUGUCUCAACUUGUCAGAUAAUGCAAUAAGUCAAACUUUAAAUGGCAGUGAAUUCUCCUACUUGUCUGGAUUGAAAUAUCUGGAUUUUUCUAACAACAGGGUUGAUUUGCUAUACCAAACUGCUUUCAAAGAGCUAACAUUUUUAGAAAUUCUUGACCUGAGUAAUAAUCAACAUUAUUUUCUGGCAGAAGGUGUUACUCAUGUGCUUAAUUUUGUGAAAAACCUAGACCAUUUGCGGAAGCUGAUGAUGAAUGAGAAUGACAUUUCUACCACCAUUAACACAGGAAUGGAAAGUCAAUCUCUUCAAAUUUUAGAAUUUAGAGGAAAUCGUUUAGAUGUUUUAUGGAUGGAUGGCAAUGCUAGAUACUUGUCCUUCUUCAAGAAUCUGACCAGCUUGGAAGAACUGGAUAUUUCCUUCAACUCACUCAGUUUUUUGCCUCCCGCUAUUUUUGAAGCAAUGCCUCCCAAACUCAAGCUCCUCAACUUAACCAAUAAUCGUUUGAAGAGUUUCAACUGGGGAAAACUCCACUAUCUGAAGAAACUAGUAACUCUGGACCUGAGCAAUAACCUUCUGACCACUGUUCCCCGAGAACUGUCCAAUUGCUCCUCAUCACUGCAAGAACUGAUGCUCCGAAACAAUCGUAUUCAGCAGCUAACCAAACAUUUUCUCAGAGGUGCUUUUAAACUGAGGUAUUUGGACCUCAGCUCAAACAAGAUUGAAAUAAUUAAGAAAUCGAGCUUCCCUGAAAAUGUCAUCAACAACCUGAAGAUGCUGCUUUUGCAUGGCAACCCUUUCAAGUGCAACUGCGAGGCCGUGUGGUUUGUCUGGUGGAUCAAUCAGACUCAAGUGACUAUUCCUCUUCUGGCCUCAGACGUGACCUGUGCUGGCCCAGGGGCACAUAAGGGAAGGAGCGUGGUUUUCUUGGAUCUGUACACCUGUGAGCUGGACACCUCAUAUUUGAUCCUGUACGCUCUAUCAGCUUCAACCGUCCUCAGCUUUAUGGUGCUUGCGGUGAUGAGCCAUCUGUACUUCUGGGAUGUGUGGUAUAGUUACCAUUACUGCAGUGCCAAGCUGAAGGGCUAUCGGCGUUUAUCUUUACCAGAUGCCUGUUACGAUGCUUUUAUUGCCUAUGACAAUGAAGAUCCAGCUGUGAAUGACUGGGUGUUGGAAGAACUGGUUAAAAGGCUGGAAGACCGAAAAGCCAGGCAGUUCAAUUUAUGCCUGGAAGGAAGGGACUGGCUCCCGGGACAGCCAGUCUUUGACAACCUUUCCCAGAGCAUUCAGCUGAGCAAAAAGACCAUAUUUGUGCUGACCAAUAAGUAUAUUAAAAGCGGCAGUUUCAGGACAACCUUUUACAUGGCCCACCAGCGGCUUCUAGAUGAAAAACUGGAUGUCAUUAUCUUGAUAUUUCUUGAGAAGGUUUUGCAGAAGUCACGCUAUGUCCGGCUGAGGAAGAGGCUGUGCCGAAGUUCUGUCUUGGAAUGGCCAACUAACCCUCAGUCUCAGCCCUUCUUCUGGCAGUGCUUGAAAAAUGCCAUAGCUACAAACAAUUUGCUGGCUUACAACAAGCUUCUCCAAGAAACUGUUUAGCUCUACCCUUCCCCAUAAAAUUUGUUAUGAUGUGCAUGCACCUUGCUUGGGAUUUAUUACUGCACAACAAGAGAUAAUGCACUACACCCUGGAAGUCACUGGUUUAGAACAAAAUCACCACUUCCAGCUUUCAGUUCACUAGAGGCCUCUAGCAUCUCUUGUGGUUGGGUCAAGUGUGGGUUAGACACUUUCUCAACAUACUCGACUACACAGACUGCAGGAGAGAUCAUGCCUGAAAUUGCUGCUGUUCAGACAUUGUUGGAGUAAACAUGAUUUUCAUAGAAAAUUUUAGUUGCUGUAUUUGAGGUAUUUAUGAAAAACAAGAAAAGUGCUUGCUGGCAUAUUUGUCUCUGAAAAUGCAUUUAGCAAAACUCAUGCUUUGAUCUUAGGAGUUGGGAAAAUACAGGGUUUCUUCUCUUUUUGUGUUAGGCUUCCAGCUUCUGAGUCUGCCACUUCUGUCCGAGUGCAGAACAGUCCUAAUCUCUGGGGAUAAGAAAUUCUGUUGAGACUUCUGUCAGAGGUUUGUGUCUGGUACAGGAACUCUCCCAUUGUGGCACUGCCAAAAACCUUGUAAAUCUGAAGAAACUUUGAGGAAUGCGUGUGGACUAAAAUGGGAAGGUGUGUGAGAAUCAAGUUCAGAAGGGCUUGUAGGCUGUGAGUGGGAAGGAGUUAUAAGAUAAAGGGAGUCCUUGUGCAUGGAGCUGCUGCAUGGGAGCAAGAAGAGGGAUUAGGAUAGCAGAUAGGCAGAGGGAGAGGCACAAGGCAGAUGGACAAAAUCAAUUAAACCACAGACACAAAGAAGUAGAUUAUCUUCCAGAUCCCUUCCAAUCCAAACCAUUCUAUGAUCUCAGCUACCUCUGGUGUUUCCUUUCCUAGCUUUCCUGUCUGGUCCUUUCUUUAAAUAGUUCCAUUUUGAUUUA
Messenger RNA from Neopelma chrysocephalum (saffron-crested tyrant-manakin), 7371 nucleotides. RefSeq names its product toll-like receptor 7. The transcript has 3 exons. Lineage: Eukaryota; Metazoa; Chordata; Aves; Passeriformes; Pipridae. Gene Ontology annotation, molecular function: protein binding; pattern recognition receptor activity. Gene Ontology annotation, biological process: canonical NF-kappaB signal transduction; toll-like receptor 7 signaling pathway; toll-like receptor signaling pathway. Gene Ontology annotation, cellular component: plasma membrane. The coding region runs from base 3326 to 6451 and encodes 1041 amino acids. The record is from RefSeq and is a predicted model, not a curated record.